Danaus chrysippus (African queen) is the source of this 399-nucleotide messenger RNA. Lineage: Eukaryota; Metazoa; Arthropoda; Insecta; Lepidoptera; Nymphalidae. The record is from the annotation of a GenBank genome assembly.
UUGGACUUUGAUAAACCGGGAAAGCAAAUUCUAACAUGUUCAUGGCAAGAAAAAGAUACUAUUCAAAUUUGGGAUUAUGGAUCCUGUAAACUUAUAGAAACGAUAGUGCCAGAUAAUCAUCACUCAAAACUGUAUUGUGGAAAAAUGGUUCCACAGACAAGUUUAAUUAUCUGCGGCGGCACGGAACUAAACAUACUAAGGGUUGUUGAUAUUAAUAUGAAGAUUACAGAAUGUUCCAUACGUAAUAAUCCAGGUGCCAUAUACGCAUUUGAUUUUGGCACGAUAAGGAGAAAACAAACCAAAAUCCCAGACACAUACAAAAAAAUAAGCGAAAUACAAAAUUGUCCACGUGUUGCAUUCGUUACUGGAAAGAGAUUACAAACUGUAGACUUUGGUUGA